AUGAACUUCAUCAACUACCUCGCAAUCCGGUCAGCGCUGAUCUCCCUCCAGCCUGACAAGCUAAAUAUUCACUACGAAGAUCUCAACAUGGACAAUAUUUGGCUCCAGAAGCUGUGGGACAACAUCACACUCGUCCAUCACGAUAUGGCUCUCGAAUACCCGAAACAGACACAAGAAAAAUGGCAAAUCAGCCAUCUUGCUGAUGUGCUCCGCCUAGACAUUCUCCGACAAGAAGGCGGGAUUUACUUUGAUACGGAUGUCAUUGCUCUCCAGUCCUUCGAGUCUCUUCGGCAUAAUGAGAGGGGUGUUAUCCUUGGCCACGAGGGCGGGGAUCGCCACGGCUUCUGUAACGCCGUAAUCGUCGCACGUCAAGAUGCAUCAUUUCUACACAAAUGGAUAGAGAGCUAUCGCGACUUCUCUCCCAAGGAAUGGAACUACCACUCUGUCAUCCUUCCGAAGCAAAUGGCGUUAGACUUUCCAGACCAGAUCUGCCCAUUAGCUCCAUCGGUCUUCUUCUGGCCAACAUGGACGAUCAAUCACAUCGACUUCAUGCAUGAGUCCAUUACCGCAGAAGAGGCGAAAAAAGUGGAGGAUCAGCUGAAUGUACAUGGUGGUGGAUUACACCGCGAUCAGCUGGCUUAUCACGCGUGGAAUCAGGUGGCUCGGAAACAUUUGAAACAGCUGACGCCAGAUAUGGUCAGGGAUAAGAAUACUCGGUUUAAUAUCAUGGUCAGGAAAUUCCUCUAA
This is a messenger RNA of Penicillium pulvis, 747 nucleotides long. RefSeq lists its product as uncharacterized. The record is from RefSeq and is a predicted model, not a curated record. Lineage: Eukaryota; Fungi; Ascomycota; Eurotiomycetes; Eurotiales; Aspergillaceae. The coding region runs from base 1 to 747 and encodes 248 amino acids. The transcript has a single exon.